AUGGCGGUGGGGCUGGAGGAGGCCUUCGGGGCGGCGGGGGAGUUCGGCGGCGGGCAGCGGCGCCUCACCGCCUUCCUGGUGCUGCUGCAGGUAUACGUGGCUUGUCAGUCGAUGCUUAUUGUGCUUGUGGGAGCUGUGCCUGAGUAUCAUAUAGACCAAGAAGGAAUUCCAGCGAGCAGAACUGAGCUUGCCAAGCAUAUCCGUUUUGCAGACAAUUUCACAUCUAUAGUAACUGAGUGGUACCUAAUUGAACAAGAAGCCUACAAAGUGAGUCUUGCAUCAUCCCUGUUUUUUGCUGGAUUGCUUAUUGGAAAUAUUACAUUUGGCCCUUUGUCAGAUAAACUGGGCAGGAAACCAGUGUAUAUCUCAGGUCUAUUUUUUGAUGUCGUUUUUGGGUAUGUCACAGCAUUAGCUCCAAAUUAUGACAUAUUUGCAGUUUCGCGUUUUUUUGUUGGAAUUGUGAAUGGUGGAAUGGCCCUUGUGUCUUUUGUCCUAACCCAAGAAUAUGUAGGAAAAUCAUUUUGGUCAUUUACAGGUUCGUUAACUAAUUUGACGUUUGCAGUUGGCAUUGCUGUUUAUGCUUUACUGGGUUACUGUGUAAGAGAAUGGCGCUACCUUGCUUUGGUAUCGAAUACUCCAGGAGUCAUCUUCCUCCUUCUUUCUUUUAUGCUCCCAGAAUCACCACGAUGGCUGUACUCCCGAGGGAAAACAGCAGAAGCUGAAGAUGUGUUGCAAUAUAUUGCCCUUGGUAAUGGAAAAGAGAGAUUAAAUCUGAAAUUAAAACCAAGCGCAGGAACUUUGAGAAACGAUGAAUCGGCACCUGGUAUCCUAAACUUAGUAAAACACCCAGUCCUUCGGUGGCGAACCAUCAUACUGAUGUACAUCUGGUACGUCUGCAGCUUUGUGUACUAUGGACUAACUUUAAAUGCUGGUGAAUUAAGAGGAAAUCUGUAUUUAAAUGUGGCUCUUUCUGGUCUUGUGGAAGUUCCAGCAUUUCCUCUCUGCAUGUUUUUUAUUGAGAAAUCCUGGUCUGGAAGACGUAAAACUAUGUCAUCUUUUCUGAUAUCUGCAGGAUUUGCCUGUAUAUUUACCAUGUUUUUACCAACAAAUGCUGGUCUGCUCCUCAGUCCCACCUUGUUAGCUUUGUGUGGGAAGAUGAUGGUCAGCGCUGCUUUCAACAUCGUGUAUAUUUAUACGUCUGAACUAUACCCAACAGUACUGAGAAAUGCUGGCUUGGGUGUCUGUUCCAUGUCUUGCAGAUUUGGGGGCAUUUUGGCUCCAUUUGUGCCAUCUAUGAAAUCUCUUAGUCCUUCUGUACCGUUCGUGGUGUUUGGAAUCAGUGGACUGUCAGCAGGAUUCCUGACUCUUCUUCUGCCAGAAACACUAAAUAAGCCAAUUGCUGAGAGCAUUGAAGAUCUCCAGAGUCCCAAAUACCAAGUGCUUAAAAACGAAGAGGCAGAGCAAAACAGUUAGAAGAAGACACCAAAGUUUUAGGAGGUCUGUCUGUCGUCGAAAAUGAAGCCUCUGUUGAGAAGGUGCUGUAACAGUUGAAGGGCAGAGUCUUGCUCUGUGUAUCUGACAGGAAAUGUUGGAGGACUCAUGUAUAAUGCUGUUUGUAGCAUGUUGAACAGUUUUAUGUGGAGGCAAAUUGAGAAGAUGGAGGAAGUUGAUCAAAGCUUGUGAGAAAAUUGGUGACAAAUCUGUGCAUUAAUUUAAUGACUUAACAAAAGCCUACUUUGGAUGUUUGGACUUCUCUACGGCUUCUUAAAAUGAAGUAUUAAUUUAUUUCACAGAAAGUAAUUGCUACCUUCAGAUUUCAGCUAUAAUGUUGUAAUUGAAGUGAUGUGUAUAAUUUAAA
Molecule: messenger RNA, 1858 nt
Organism: Gavia stellata (red-throated loon)
Lineage: Eukaryota; Metazoa; Chordata; Aves; Gaviiformes; Gaviidae
Product: solute carrier family 22 member 15-like
Exons: 12
Coding region: 1-1473 (490 amino acids)
Biological process (GO): transmembrane transport
Cellular component (GO): membrane
Molecular function (GO): transmembrane transporter activity
Source: RefSeq, a predicted model, not a curated record